AUGGACGACCCGGAGCAGCUGUUCGGCAAGCUGCUCCUGCAAGCUCUUUCGCGGCGCCUGUCGCAGUCGAGCUGGCUUGCGCUCGUACAUCAGCUCACACGGCGCAUCCAAUCCUCCCAGCAGUCGCGCGGUGAAGAUGUCGACCCGGCGCUGGCAGCCUCGCUCGCAGCAAGCUGCCUCGUCCAGCACAUCCUAUCGCAGGACUUUAUCGACCCGCUCCUCAUAGAGUACCUCCAGGCACUCGUGUAUGGAAGUGCGACCCGCUCGGGCGUCGAUCCGGACCAGGGCCCCGUUACGGACGCCAUCACCGUCACACUCUACCUGCUUGCCCACGUCGACGAUGCAACCACAAAGGUCUCCGCCAUCGAGACCGUGUCCUCGGUCAUCGGCCAAGGACUCCUCAUGACCUUUCAGACGAACGCGCCGUUCAAAGUCGCAGAUCCGUCGCUGCUGGCGCUACUGCAAAGGCUGUUCGCCGACAAGGAGGUCCAGGAUCCGUCUUCGUCAGCAUCCGUCGUGUCGCCAGCGCCAUCGGCAGAGCCAACAAGAGGCAGCGAGGUGGCACCCGCAGCGCUGCGGUUCAUCGUGUCGAACCUGCGUCUGCUCGCGCUGGCAGCGGACGCGAGCAUCGCUGCGCCGCAGAACCUACUUGCGCCGCGUGCUGCUAUUACCGUGCUCAUGAACGUCGGCUCGAGCCUCCUCGCUCACGUCAUCCAGAGCCUCUCUACCCUCCAGGCGUCCAAAGACAAGCCCGCGGCCGACACUCCUCUGCUGCAGCAGACGCGGUCGGAAUGCAAGGCGGCGACCGCCGACGUGGAGACGGUGCUGCACUCGAUGAACCCGGCAUGGAAGGACGAGAUCGCGCUGCUGCGCUCGCUGAGCAGCCAGAUCGGCGUCAUCCACCAGCUCGCCCAAUCGCUCGCCGGGUCGAGCACCGCAUCGACAUCGCAGCUGCGCGGCAAGAAGGCCGAGACCAUGCAGGAUGCGCAGCGACGAGCGACCUGGGACCACUUUCUGGACGCAGCGGCCACCACGGCGGCAGACAAGGCGCCCGUCGAGCCCGAGAUGGCGUUGCUCAUGCAUCUGGUCGUCGACGAGCGCGCAGCGUGGAGCGCCAAGCUCGAUGCGAUCAAGACGCUGUUUCUGGCCCGAAGGGUGGCAGCGGCGCCGUCGGUGACGCUGGAAAAGUCGCUCACCGCGUUCUACUUUGAGCUGCUGGUGGCGGCGAUCGAUGCGUGCGCGAGCGUGGUCGAGAUGCCGCCGGCGUUCAAGGGCGCCGAGGUGUACGCGGCGAUCUGGAGGAACGCGCUGUGCGGCAUGGUGCCCGAGAUCGUGCUGCAGCUCGAGCAGUGGCUGGAUGUGCAUCCGGAUCUGCCGCUGCGAGGACAGCGCGUCGAGGCCCCGCAUGUGCGCUUUGAGUGUGCGCUGCGCGCAGCGCUGCUCGUCAUGGCCGCCCGUCUGGACGUGUGCGAGACGGCCGUCAGCGAGCCUGCAGUCGCAAAUGGGGCGACCGAUGCGACGACAGGCGCCGAGAUGGAUGUGGUCGGGCUGGAUACGCCGCCGUCGCAGCCGAUCAAGGCGUGGCUGUUGCGUGCGUGCAUCGAGCACUCGCUUGCGCGGCCCGAGGCCAUCGCCGACGAGUUUCCCGAGGGCCACAAGCUCGCAUCCGAGGUUCAGAGCCUCGCGCAAUCGCUGCGCAUGGACGCGCAGCUCGAGGGACUGGCACUCAACACGCUGUUCGAGACGCGCGUGCCCACCGACGAUCCGAUGGAGCUGCUGCAGCGCGUGGCAUCGGAUCCGGGCACGCACUUUAGCUUUGCGCGCCAGCUCGUGGUGCAGGUGCACGCCUGGCUCGAGCAGCACGACCUCGAAAGCAUCGCGAGGUGGUGCAGGGCGCUCGGCGACGACGCCACGCACGGCGGCGCCAUGCUCGACACGAUCAUGCUCUACAUCGACCCUGCCGAGCUCGUGCAUCCGCUGGCGGGCAUUUUGGACCACCAGGAUCUGGGUCAGACGAGCGACGAGCCAGCGACACUGUCGAACAUCAUCCUGUUUGUGCAGCUGCUGUGCUACCGCUACUCUGUGGCGCCCUCGCGCAUCUCGCGCUCCACGAGCGGUGCCAGCGGAGAGAUGGAGAUCGAUGAUACGACGGGGUCCUCGGAGGCAGCGGGAGGGCGACCGUUUCUGGCGUCGUAUCUGGCGUCGGCCUCGGUGUGCUACCCACUCGCUGCGCUGGGAGAGGAAGAGAGGGGGUUGGUGGGGAGGUGGGUGCACGCGCUGUUUGGCAACGAGGGGAUUUCGGACGACCUCAUCCAGGCAUCGCCGCCGACGACGCUGUUGCGGCUGGCGCCGCUGCUGUUUGCGCAGAGCAUCGGCGCGUGCGUGCACGGCGUCAUCGAUCUCGAGACGCUGCGUGGCGGGCUGAGCUACUUCUUACAGGACCUGCUGUCGUUUACGCUGCCGGGGGCGCUGGCGUGGCUGUUGGCCGAGAUCGCGCGCGUGCCGUUGCAGCCCAUCCUCGACGUGCUGACCGAAGCAGGGCUGCAGGCUUCCGUGGUCGAUGUGCCAUCGAGCGAUGGAACGCUGGCUAACGGGCUGCCGAGGAACGCCAAUUCGCGUACGGUGCAUCUCGAGGUGGUGGCGCUGCUGCUCGAUACCGACGCGUGUCCGGCGAUUGUACGGCAUCUGAUCGCACGGCCGUUUGACGCGUUCGUGCAGGCGGUGGAGGCGGGUGGAGCGGCAACGCUCGAGGUCGGCAGCGAGACGUUCAAUAUGGCCUCACUCAAGGCACGCAUGGAGGCGACGGGCGUCACGGCGCAGCUGCUGAGCCGGCGCAACUCGGCAUGGCUGCGUGCACUCGCCAACCAGACUGUGGCGCAGCAGCAUGCAAGCGUGACUGCCGAGUCGGAGACGAUCACGAUGCUGUGUGGGCCGGAUGCGGCGUCUUCGACGCUGGAUCGGCUCAUGGGUGCCCAGGGACGCGGGCUGACAGCACACAGCGUUGCGGAGCAGAAGGCGCUUGCAACGUGGCUGUGCCUCUUGGCACCCCAGGCCAACGAGGUGCAUCCGGCACUGAUGUUUGUUGAGCGCGUCCAGCUCGCCGACGAGUCGAACGUCGAGGCUACGCUGCGCACCACUGCGCUCGUGCUCAGCCUCGCGCGUGCGGCCGAAGCUGUGCGCAGCCACGACACAUCCACGACCAGCACGGCAGAAGCUAUCUUUGCAUUGGCCACCAGCACCGAGUCCAACGGGUUGCGCAAGGACUCGUCCGCUGCCGACCUGUUUGAUGACGAGCCGACCACACCGCCUCUUCCCGGCGUCAAUGGGGAUGCUGCGAACGACUCGCAGUCGAAUGGAGCCAGGGCAGGCCAGUCGGUGGCGGCUCUUUUGAGCUCGCGUGCAUUCGGACUCACUUCGGCUCAGGUGGAAGAUCUGCUGGCGCGAAAGCUCGUCCGUCUCGAACCGAGCACGCCCGCCAUCUGGCACAGUGUAGAGGCUGCACUGCUCGACCCAUCUGAGCUAGGAAACGACGAGGGCAAAGAAUCUGCUCACAAGGACGCGAUCAAGACGUGGAUCGAGGUCCUCCGAUCGUGA
Moesziomyces antarcticus is the source of this 3594-nucleotide messenger RNA. RefSeq lists its product as uncharacterized. Lineage: Eukaryota; Fungi; Basidiomycota; Ustilaginomycetes; Ustilaginales; Ustilaginaceae. Gene Ontology annotation, cellular component: mediator complex. The coding region runs from base 1 to 3594 and encodes 1197 amino acids. Gene Ontology annotation, biological process: regulation of transcription by RNA polymerase II. The record is from RefSeq and is a predicted model, not a curated record. Gene Ontology annotation, molecular function: transcription coregulator activity. The transcript has a single exon.